Molecule: messenger RNA, 1062 nt
Organism: Paraphaeosphaeria sporulosa
Lineage: Eukaryota; Fungi; Ascomycota; Dothideomycetes; Pleosporales; Didymosphaeriaceae
Product: FtsJ-domain-containing protein
Exons: 6
Coding region: 1-1062 (353 amino acids)
Biological process (GO): RNA methylation
Cellular component (GO): mitochondrion
Molecular function (GO): rRNA (uridine-2'-O-ribose)-methyltransferase activity
Source: RefSeq, a predicted model, not a curated record
AUGUUGUCGCGCCGUGUAUUCCAGCAACUCACCGAUGGCGCGCUUCUAGGAGCAAGGCAUUGGCCCGCGCCAGCCUUCUGCGCCGCCGUCAAAUGUACCACAUGUUUACCAACAGCAUAUCCCAGAGCUGCUGCGUUGCGAUGGUCCUCCUCGUCAACGAGAUGGAAAUCACGACAAGGAAAGGACUUCUUUGCCAAGGAGGCAAAGGUACAGGGACUGAAGAGUCGCGCUGCAUUCAAGCUUCUCGAGUUGAACGAGAAGCAUAAGCUCUUCAAGCCCGGCCAAACUGUGGUCGAUUUGGGAUUUGCUCCCGGCUCGUGGUCCCAGGUCGCCGCGAACAGAACCUCACCCGGCGGCCGCGUCGUAGGCAUCGAUCUCAUACCGGCCCAGCCUCCCCGAGGCGUCUCGACGAUCCAAGGAAACUUCCUCUCUCCAACAAUACAAGCCGAAGUGCGAGCCUACGUGCAAGACCCCGACCUUGGUCGCCCCAGAAAGCAGGUCGCGACGCACAAAGAUGACGGAAUGACAGAAGAGGAGCUCGAUGAAAUGGAGAAAAGCUACGUUGACAUCGAGCGACAUGCACAUCUAGAAGGGGUUGGUGCGGAAUCGAUAGGACAACUAGACAAGGAGACUACCGGCAGCGAGUCGAAGCUUUCGCUGAAAGAGCGAGACUUGCGCCAAGGCAGAGUCGUGGACGUGGUGCUCUCAGACAUGUCAGAACCCUGGGACCAGACUACUGGCUUCUAUAAGAAGAGCUUGAGUGACCCGUAUUUCAGGUUGAUGAACACGUCUGGCAUUGCUUUCAAGGACCACGCUGGCAGCAUGGAUCUAUGUAUGGCAGGGCUGAACUUUGCAUUCGACACACUCCGCACCGGUGGCCAUUACCUCUGCAAGUUCUAUCAAGGUCCGGAAGAUAAAGCCCUCGAGACAAAGCUCAGGCGUCUGUUUGCUAAAGUGCAUCGCGAGAAGCCGGAUUCUUCACGAGCCGAGUCCAAGGAGGGAUACUUCGUUGCACUGCGACGCAAAGAAAGCCCGACAAGAGAAGAUGUAUUUCGAGAAUAA